This is a messenger RNA of Thermochaetoides thermophila DSM 1495, 1647 nucleotides long. RefSeq names its product putative transporter protein. Lineage: Eukaryota; Fungi; Ascomycota; Sordariomycetes; Sordariales; Chaetomiaceae. The record is from RefSeq and is a predicted model, not a curated record. Gene Ontology annotation, cellular component: membrane. Gene Ontology annotation, molecular function: myo-inositol:proton symporter activity. Gene Ontology annotation, biological process: transmembrane transport. Bases 1 to 1647 code for a protein of 548 amino acids. The transcript is spliced from 3 exons.
AUGAGCAGUGCAGAAGAGCCACUGAUCCGGCGAUCACGCUCCCCGCUUGCGGACGGCCGUUUCCAAGACGACGAGCUUAAUAUUAGCUCGAACAACCGCAGCAGCAGCAGUCAUCAUCACGAUCCAGACUAUGACGAUAGCCAUGUCCCGAGCAAGCCCGUCACUUUCUCGUCGUCACUCUACAUCUGGCUCCUGACCUUCUCAGCUGGGAUUUCAGGCUUGCUCUUUGGGUACGACACAGGCGUCAUCUCCUCGACCCUCGUCUCCCUCGGCACCUCUCUCUCGCCCGAGCCGCUCACACCCCUCGACAAGUCGAUCAUCACGUCAUCGACGUCCCUCUUCGCCCUGCUCAUCACACCCUUCACCUCAGUGAUGGCUGACCGCAUGGGCCGGCGCCAGGUCAUCCUCCUCGCCGAUGCCGUCUUCAUCCUGGGCGCUUUGAUCCAGGCCGCCAGUCACUCCGUGUUUGCCAUGACCUUCGGCCGGUCCGUGGUUGGCAUGGGCGUCGGUGCUGCCAGCGCCGUCACCCCGCUGUACCUGGCCGAGCUGGCUCCGGCAGCGAUCCGCGGCCAAUUGGUGACGAUGAACGUAAUUUUCGUCACGCUGGGCCAGGUCGCGGCGUAUGUCAUUGGUUGGCUCCUAGGCGAGUAUGGUGGGGAGGACACUGCUUGGCGCUGGAUGGUUGGACUGGGCGCCGUGCCGGCGGUGUUCCAGGCUGUGAUUAUGGUCUGGAUGCCGGAGACGCCGCGCUGGCUGGUGAUGGUUGGGAAGGCUGAGCAGGCUAGGAGGGUGGUGGCCAAAGUGCUUGGUGGAGAUGAUGGGAAAGAAGUGGAUGCGAUUGUGAAGGCGAUCGAGAUUGAAGUUAGGGAAGAGCGGGAAGCAAGGAGGCUGCGGACAAUACGAGGCGGUCCUGGCAGAGGGGACGAUACUGCCGGAUGGGUUGAGCUACUCGGAGAGCUGCUGAGAGUGAAAAGAAAUCGCAGAGCGUUGGCCAUCGCUUGCUUGCUGCAGGGCCUGCAGCAGCUUUGCGGCUUCAACUCACUCAUGUACUUUUCUGCAACCAUCUUCGCGAUGCUCGGAUUCCCGGUCCCAACACUCACCUCGUUGGUUGUGGCUGUCACCAACUUCAUCUUCACUGUGGCUGCGCUGUUCCUGAUCGACCGGGUCGGACGGAGAAGAAUCCUGCUAUGGACGGUGCCCCUGAUGGUAGUCGGGCUGCUGCUCGCCGCAUGGGGCUUCGCCUUCAUCGACAUCUCACAAGUCUUCCUGACAGAACCCAGCACCAGCGACGGGCCGAGCAACCAGACGGCGGCCGUGACCAUCGUCUUCGCCAUCAUGAUGUAUGUGGCCGGGUACGCCAUGGGCUUGGGAAACGUGCCGUGGAUGCAGAGCGAGCUGUUUGCGCUCAACGUGCGGUCUCUGGGCAGCGGCAUUGCCACGGCCACAAACUGGGGCGCCAACUUUGUCAUCGGCCUGACCUUCUUGCUACUAAUGGAGGCGCUGACGCCGUCGUGGACCUUCGUGCUCUACGCGGCUAUCUGUGCCGGCGGGUACUGGCUGAUCUACAGGCUGUAUCCCGAGACAGCUGGGCUCAGUCUGGAAGAGGCGGCCGCGCUGCUGGAGGACGACAACUGGGGCGUGAGGUGA